GCCUGAAGAACCAAAUGUUGCCACAAAAACAAUACCAACAGAACAAGUGGAGCAGCUGAGAAAAGAGGCUAAUAGUGCUCUCCAUGGGGACACUAUGGCUUAUGAGACGAAGUCAAACAGGAGUGGUUCAUCUGACUACCAGUGGGCGAGGACACUGCUCAACAAGGGUGCAAUUGGAGAUAGGGUUGCGGCCGCCACAAUAUUGAUACAAGACAAUCCAUUAUACAAUAUGACGGCACUGAGGAAUUUAGUUAACAGUGUAAAGCCUGCAAAGAAAAAGGAUGGUAUUAUAAUUAUUGAUGCACUGUCAGAAUUGCUUGUAUCAGAGCUACUGGUUCCAAAUGUGAAGCUGCGUACCUUCGAGCAGCAUCCACUGGGGCAUCUGGAUGAAAUGACAUCAGGUAACAAGCAGGCUAAGAGGAACAUAUUGAAGCUGUGGUACUAUGAAGAUCAGCUGAAGGAACUUUACGGAACUUAUGUGGAGGCCUUAAACAAAUUUGCUCAUGAUUCAGUUGAAGCGAACAAGGAGAAAGCAGUCAGCGCAAUGUCAUAUCUACUGAUGCAUCAUCCAGAAAGAGAGAAGAUGCUGUUGACGAACAUUAUCAACAAACUGGGUGAUCCGUCGCAGGCUGUCUCAUCAAAAGUGAUAUAUCAUCUCUGCCAGUUGUUGUACAAUCAUCCCAACAUGAAGGCGGUGGUACUGGCAGAGAUUGAGAAAAUGCUUUUCAGAUCAAAUAUUUCUCCACGAGCGCAAUACUACGGUGUGUGCUUUCUGAACCAAUUCUUCCUCGGCAAGGACGACUCCAAGAUUGCGGAGAACCUUAUUAAGAUAUACUUCUCAUUCUUCAAGGCCUCCAUUAAAAAGGGUGAUAUCGAUUCUCGUUUGAUGUCUGCUAUACUGACAGGAGUUAAGCGUGCAUACCCAUUUGCAGAUAAAGACAGGCUGGCUCAGACCCCGGAACAUAUAAAUGCUAUACACAAACUAGUGCAUUUAGCCAGUAUGAAUAUAGCGAUACAUGCGCUUGCAUUGCUAUUUCACAUCAGUGAUGCGAGUAAAGGCACGUCAGAUAGAUACUACACCGCCCUCUACCGUAAACUAACAAAUCCUGACAUCUUCAGCACAACACAUUCAGCGCUUUUGUUCUCACUGGUCUACAAGUCUGUGCGUCAAGAUAAAAAUAUUGACCGCGUCAGCGCUUUCGUAAAGCGCUUACUGCAGCUCUGCUGUUAUAUGACCCCGGCGCAGGCUUGUGGCAUGCUGUUUUUGAUAUCUCAGGUGUUGAAAGACGGACAGAAAAGUGGGUCAGCUACUGGCAUGUUGCAGUGGACUAAAAAGGAAAUUAAAGAGGAGGUGAAAGAUGAAUCUGAAUUAGAUAUAGAUGGAAUAGAAAAAGAAGAUCGAAUAGUUGAUGAAAAUGGCGACAAAGAAGAUGUAGAGGAUACUGUAGAAGAAUUGAAUGAUACAACAAACAUAAAGCAAGAUGAUGAGGUAAAAGUGGUACAGAAGAAAGUCGACCUUCUGCAUGGUGACAAAAAGGAUCUUUUGUUGGAAGAUGAUGAAGAAAAUUAUGUAGACCUGAAAAUUGAUGAGGAAGGGAACAUAAAGCCUAAAAAGCGAAAGCAUUCGGCUGUGGCGAGUUGGUACCACGCCAGAGUGAAGGUCGAAGGUCAAGAGGAAGAAGAGGACAAGGACAAGGAGAAGGAAGCCAAAAUACAGCUUAAGAAGACGGUCAAUAUGGACAGGAUAAUAACAGAGUACAACCCACACGCCAGGAAUCCAGCGUUCGCUGGCGUCGGCUGCACGGCGUAUCUUGAACUGGUGACCCUGGCCAAACACUGCCAUCCCACCGUCAAACUGUUCACUGAGAAAAUCCUGAACGAACAAAUUAUCCAGUACAGUGGUGACCCCUUGAAAGACUUCUCCGGUAUUCGGUUCCUGGAUCGCUUCGUGUUUAAGAACCCUAAGAAACGGGUGGAGAAGGAUGACGAGAUGGAAUUAAAGAAGGUCAAGGGUUCGCAUCCCAAGUUCGCUGUUAGGAAAAAUUAUACUGCCAAAGGUCUUCGAAGCUUACCUGUGAGUUCUUCGACGUACUUGAACGAGGAUGUCUCCAAGAUACCUGUUGAUGAGCUGUUCCUCUAUGAUUUCCUGAAGAUGCGUCGUGAUGUACAAGGGUCUGAUGAUGAUGACUGUGACAAAGAUUCGGUGACCAGCGAGGACUUCGAACAGUAUCUGGACUCAAUGACUGGGAAACCACAAGCUGAAUCCGACGAGGAACUGGACUAUCUCGCAGAGAUGCAGGCAACGAAACAUCAAAAGAAAUCGAAGAACCAGAAUGACGAUGACGAUCAAUUCGCUAGUGAUGAUGACGAUGAUGUUGAUGAUGAGGACGAAGGUGAUGGCGGUGAUGAGUUUAACAAUGAAGGCAGCGACGGUGAACUCAACAUAUCGGCAGACGAGGAUGAACCAAAUUUAUCUGGCGAUGAAGAUGAGUUACUCUUGGAGAAUAGUGAUGAAGACGAUCAUAUUGAUGUGCCUGGAAAGAAAUCGAAGGGAAGAACUAAGCUUAAACUGAAAGGAGGCGACGACUUGGGAUCACUCUUUGCAUCGGCUGAAGAAUUCUCUACGCUUCUAGAAGAGACAGCAACCAACAAGAAGCAAGGCUCCAGUCAGGCGGUCGCAAACAAAGACAACGCCAGUACAAAACAACUAGCUUGGGAAGAUAAACGCGAUAGGUGGAUAAAAGGCUAUAAUAGAAGUAUUCUCGGCCACAAAAAAGGCAAUAACAGCAAAAAUUUCAAUAGAAACAAACAAAAUGGCGGUAAAAACAAAAUGGGACCGAAAACUGGCGGGAAAAGAAAAGGCGGGAACGCAGUUGGUGCAGGUGGAAAAAGAAAAAAAUUUUAACAAUGCGUUAUUGUAGU
This is a messenger RNA of Achroia grisella, 2922 nucleotides long. It is a transcript of the gene Noc1, whose product is annotated as CCAAT/enhancer-binding protein zeta. The record is from RefSeq and is a predicted model, not a curated record. Bases 95 to 2905 code for a protein of 936 amino acids. Gene Ontology annotation, cellular component: nucleus. The transcript has 20 exons. NCBI's taxonomy places the organism in Eukaryota, Metazoa, Arthropoda, Insecta, Lepidoptera, Pyralidae.